Molecule: messenger RNA, 2019 nt
Organism: Meleagris gallopavo (turkey)
Lineage: Eukaryota; Metazoa; Chordata; Aves; Galliformes; Phasianidae
Source: RefSeq, a predicted model, not a curated record
AUCCCCACCUCCCCUCUCCAGGCACCGCGGGGAGUUGGCGUGGCUGCGUGCGGGGAACGCAGGGCUCGGCUCCCCCCGGCGAGGCAGAGGCGGGAGGCGGGACGCUCUGCCAUCGCCAGCCAGCACCUCCUUCCCUGGGCUCCCCUGGCAGAAGAAGAUCCGCUGUGCGGCCGGGCAGGAGGCAUUGCCCUGCUCCCAGCCAGCCCCCGCCUGGGCCUGCAGCCCCCCGCCUCCCGCCCUCGCUGCCUUUGUUGUGAGAUGAGAGCCGGCUGGCGGGGCUGAACGCCGAGCAUGGAGCCGCUGAGCCACCGCGGCCUGCCGCGACUGUCCUGGAUCGACACCCUCUACAGCAAUUUCAACUAUGGUGCAGAAGAUUACGAUGCUGAGGGAAACGAGGAGCCCAAAGCACUGCCAGAAGGCUCGGAAACCAUGCCCUAUAUUGAUGAGUCGCCCACCAUGUCCCCCCAGCUCAGCGCUCGGGGCCAGGAGAGCGGGGAUGGCGUCUCACCCACACCCACCGAUGGGCUCAACACAGGGGUAGGUGGGCUGGGCACUGAGCUUGGCAGUAAGACCUGUGAAAAUUGGGGCUGGGAUGUGUCUUCUUUCUAGGUGAUGGUCUGGUGCUGCUGUGAUGCAUGUGACUGCUCGGCUUCCCAAUCCCAGGGCUGGGAAUGGUGCGGUGUCCAUGGGUCACGUUGGUGACACUGCCCCAGACAGCAGGGGCUGGGUGCUGGAGCCCAGUUGGAUGAUGCUGGGAUGCACUGCUGUGUACCCCGCCUCUCUGCGAGGGGACAAGGAGCCGUGCUGCAGGCUCCAUCUAGUGGCGCUUGGGGACACCCUGCCAGCUGCGGUGGGACACCGUGUCCACCCCUUUCUCUUUAAAAGGAAACUCAGAUUUAACUCCUUGAGCUCUCGAGCAUCCUUGCAGAACUGCCGGGUUUUUAUCCAUUGCCUUUCCCAGAAAGGAAAUUUCGAAAGCUUUGGAGUGGGAAACUGAAAAUGGAGGGUGUUUUUUCCAAAAUUAGGGUUUCUCUAUAACCCAGGGGGUGCAACGCUGUCCCAGGGACCUGGGAGCUGCUGUCCCCUGGGCAGGGCACUGGCUACCUCUGCUCCCUGUGCAUAGGGGCUGCUUUGUGGAGGAUGGUGGGGACAGGGACAUGGGAGGAGGCAGUGUGGAAAACAUGGAGGUUUUUGUCAUGGAAGGAGUUAAAGCCCUAACCCGGAUGUUGAGGCGGAGGAGCAUAGAGGUGUGGCUUCCUCCCCAGGGUACGGGUGCUGUGCAGCAUCCUCUGUGUCCAGUCCUAUAUGGAUCCCACGGGUCCCAUCAUCCCUUGUCGAGCUGCUGCGUCCCCAGGCAUGGUCCCCUGGCUCCCCAACAUGGGACUGAGUUAGCCCCGACCCUGGUACCCCACUGCAAGGGGGUCUCAUCCCCUGGCAGGGUGGUCCUGGGGAAGCAGUGGGGCUCUGGGUAGCGCAGAGGAUGUUGCCUUCUGCUCUCAGGCAGUGAUGUCAUCUCAGUGGCCAUCUCAGCUCAGUGUGGUCCAGCACUAACAGGAUUGGGGGCUUUAGAGCUCAGUGCCAGCUCUGCCUCUGAUCCCUUUAUCUGCAGCUGCUUGGGCUGGGGCUUAGGGAGAGUGCCUUUGGGUGCCAGCAGCUGUGGUCUUGGAGCGCCUCUGGGUGGGUACAUGUGCGUAAGCUGGAGCCUUAUUGUCUGGGUGGCAUAAGGUGCCUGGCUCAACCUGACAUCCCAUAUCCACCUGGUGUUGGAGGUGGCAUCUCCAGCUUGGCAAGUUUCUGGCAGGGUCCUGUGAGCUCCUGGGGUGACUGCAACUGAGCCCAGAACUUCCCCAGCUGCAUGGAGACCAGCCCAUUCCACGCGCAGCCACGAGCAUCCUGGCAGAGGCUGUGGCCACAGAGGUUGGUUUGGUACUGAAGAUGGCUCUCCCCACCCUGGUGAUCCAACAGCUGUGUUCUGGGGUCCUGGGAAAGAGCUCUCUUACCAAAUGUGCAAAGCCUGAG